AUUACUCGCCUGCUCUUGGACCAGGGAGCGGAUAUCGAGGAGUCUGAAGAGCAUAGCUGGACGUCCCUCCACAUUGCAGCUCAGCAGGGUUUUCUCGGCGUCGUUAACCUACUCCUCGAACGAGGCGCCUCCAUUUCCGCGCGAACCAAUGACCAUUUGACACCGCUGAUGAUUUCAGCUGACAAUGGUCGAGAGGACGUCGUAUCCUUUUUCGUCCAGAAAGGCGCCGCACUCGAAGUCCGUGACAAGAAAGGGCAGACUCCGCUAUAUAUCGCCGUUAGAUACAGCCAAGAAAGCGCUACAGAGCUUCUGCUGAGCUUAGGCGGCGACCCGCGAACACGCGCAGAUGACGGGACGACUCUUUGGGACGCUGUUGGCCAAGGGCCACCAUUGUCGGAAGACGCCGAGCGAGAUGCGCGCAUCCGCGAGCUGCUUAUGCAAGCGGGGUACACGGAGGAGACG
This is a messenger RNA of Schizophyllum commune H4-8, 462 nucleotides long. RefSeq names its product ankyrin. The annotation marks the transcript as partial. The record is from RefSeq and is a predicted model, not a curated record. The transcript is spliced from 2 exons. NCBI's taxonomy places the organism in Eukaryota, Fungi, Basidiomycota, Agaricomycetes, Agaricales, Schizophyllaceae. Gene Ontology annotation, molecular function: protein binding.